Diorhabda carinulata is the source of this 3107-nucleotide messenger RNA. Its product is annotated as WD repeat-containing protein 36. The transcript has 5 exons. Gene Ontology annotation, molecular function: protein binding. Gene Ontology annotation, cellular component: small-subunit processome; Pwp2p-containing subcomplex of 90S preribosome. The record is from RefSeq and is a predicted model, not a curated record. Bases 176 to 2830 code for a protein of 884 amino acids. Lineage: Eukaryota; Metazoa; Arthropoda; Insecta; Coleoptera; Chrysomelidae. Gene Ontology annotation, biological process: rRNA processing.
AGUUGGGUUAGAACGAUGUAAUGUUAAUUCUCAUAUUUAGUAGGGCUAGUGAAUCGUAAGAAGAAAAAAGAAGAUUGUUACUAACUUCAUUUCAAAACUAACUAACCUCAAAUAACAGUGCCACACGUGUUUGUAUAAUACUAUGUAUAUACGAUUAUAAAUAUUUUAUUAAAAAAUGACAGGGAGUAAAGUGUUUUUACCCUGCCGAGGUUUAGGAUACGUUAGUAAUCACAUCCCUUUACAAGUUAGAUAUAUAAAAAGCAGAAAAGAAAAUCUUAUCGUAACAUGUGUUGGAAAGUCUUUUCAUACUUAUGGAAUAUCACAUUUCGGCCUAUUAAGUGUAAGUGGUUUACACCAUGACAAUAUAAAUUGUAUGACUUCAGAUGCGUAUCAUGUAUAUACGGCUGUAGAUAAUGUUAUAUAUGCUUGGAGAAGAGGUACCGAAUUAAAACACAGCUAUAGGGGACAUAAAAGAAAAGUACAUUUAAUGAUACCUUUUGGAGCUCAUCUAAUUUCUGUAGAUGAAUCUAAUAAUAUCAAAAUAUGGGAUAUAAAGGCUGAAACUGUAUACUUGGAGCUUCUGUUUAGUACCUUUAAUAUAAGUGCCAUUAUGCAUCCAAGUACUUACAUCAACAAAAUAUUAUUAGCCAGUGAUACGGGAAGCUUGCAACUGUGGAAUAUUAACAAAGCAAAAUUGAUUUACGCAUUUAAAAGUUGGAAAGCGUCGGUUACUUGUUUAGAACAAGCACCAGCAAUUGAUGUUGUUGCUGUUGGUCUGAGCACAGGAAGAAUUGUUCUUCACAAUUUAAAAUAUGAUGAAACUAUUAUGGAAUUUAAUCAAGAUUGGGGUAUGGUUACCUCGAUAUCAUUCAGAACAGAUGGGUCACCCAUUAUGGCAACUGGAAGUGCCUGUGGUCAUAUAGUGUUCUGGAAUUUAGAAGAAAGGAAAGUUGAAAAUCAGUUAUUAGCUGCCCAUGAUGGAGCUGUUACCGGAAUGGUAUUUCUUCCAAAUGAGCCUCUUGUUGUAACAUCAUCUCCAGAUAAUACUUUGAAAUUGUGGAUUUUUGAUAAUUCAAAUGGAAGUGCCAGAUUACUACGAAUACGCGAAGGUCAUUCGUCCGCCCCUACUUACAUAAGGUUUCAUGGAUCAAAUGGUGACAACAUCUUGAGUUGUGCUGGUGAUUCUACAUUAAGAAUAUUCAACACUCGCACUGAACAGUUCAAUAAAAGUAUGGGAAAAGCUUCUUACAAUAGAAAAAUAAGUAAAAAACGAGGUAGAGCAGUAGAAGAUCCCCUAAAAAUGCCACCAAUUAUACAGUUCACUUCUGAAACAACUAGGGAAAAAGAAUGGGACAAUAUUGCAGCCAUACAUUCUGAUAUAACUUUGGUAACAACUUGGUCUUAUGACAAAGUUAAAAUGGGACAAUUGAAAUUGCUACCAGAGAGGUUUCAGAAAAAGAAUAAAGAUGUUAAUUUAGAAGUUACAGCAACUUGUUUAUGUUUAUCACAUUGUGGCAAUUUUGUUAUUGUUGGGUACAGUACCGGACACGUGGAUAGAUUUAAUAUGCAAUCUGGAAUCUGGAGAGACUCAUAUGGAAACCAAAAAGCACACUCUAACCCAGUACGUGGAGUUACAAGUGAUACUCUCAAUCAGGUAAUUAUUACUGGAGGUGGUUGUGAGGUUAAAUUUUGGAGAUUCAAAUGCAAAGGAACCAAUCCAUUGGCAACAAUUCCUUUAGAAGAACAAAUCAGUUUCUUCCGCUCACAUAGGGAAAGUUCCUUAUUAGUUAUGGCAAUGGAAGAUUUUUCUAUCUACAUAAUGGAUAUUGAUACUCAGAGAAUCGUUAGGAAGUUUACAGGUCACACAGCACAACUAACAGAUGUCACUUUCAGUCCAGAUUCAAGAUGGCUUAUCACUGCUUCAAUGGAUCGUUCAAUACGAACUUGGGAUAUACCUUCAGGUCAAUUAAUAGAUGAAUUUGCUACAGACGCAGCUUGUAUAUCCUUGGAUAUGUCGCCAACGGGAGAAUCUCUAGCUACAGCGCAUGUCGAUUAUUUGGGAAUCUUUCUUUGGAGUAACAAAACUAUUUAUAGUAAAAUCGCAUUGAAAAGUAUUACUCCAAGUGAUGGUCCUCCGUUGGUUCUUUUACCGGAAAGUGGUAGGGAUAUGGAAGUAGAAGUAGAUGAAGAAAAACAAAACAUUGAAGAAUUUAUUUCUCCUGAACAAAUAAAUCGAGAAUUAAUAACAUUGUCAGGACUUUCCACAUCUAGGUGGCAAAAUUUAUUGAACCUUGAUGUUAUUAAAAAGAGAAAUAAACCAAAAGAACCACCAAAGACACCGAGAGCAGCACCUUUCUUCCUUCCCACAAUAGCAUCUAUAAAUAAUAUCCAAUUCGAUGUUAAACCAGAAUCUGAAGAGGAAAGCAAAUUUGUAACUCCAAUAAGUUUUGAAAAUUUAACUGAAUUUGGAAAAUUACUAAUGGAAACAACAAUAAACUUUGAUAUGGUUAUUGAAAAACUAAAAAGUUUCGGUCCAUCUAUGACAGAUUUUGAAAUAAAGUCACUUUCUCCUGAUAACGGUGGAUCUUUGGAGGUGAUGCUACAAUUUAUGAAGUGCGUCGAGUGCAUAUUGAAAUCCAAUAGAGACUUUGAAUUAGCAGAAGCUUAUUUGAGUGUAUUUCUGAAAGCUCACGGCAGUUGUAUUGCUCAAAAUAAAUUGCUCAGAGACUACUUACCUAACAUCAUGAGUUGCCACGGUGUAGCUUGUGACAGGUUACAGGAGAAGUUAUUGUAUUGCAUUUGCGUUGUACAGAAUUUGAAGACUAUGUAAUGAGAAUAGUGGAAACAUGAAGAAAUGUUUGACUGAAGAAAAUAAAUUAGAAUCUUCGGAUGAAUUCUUAUGAUACAGGUCUUAAUGGUAGACAAAGUGUGAAGUGAUGCAUCUAUAGGAAGGUGUAGGAUAAAAAAUCAGUAAGCAACAGUUAAAAAUUAUUAAUAAUCAAGAUGAACCUUCAAAUUAAUACAGGACCUCGGGAUUUUUUUUUAUUUUGUAUAUAUGUAUUAUUUUUUAACUAAAAAAAUAUAAAAUUUAUACUGAUUCCACAAAA